GCAUCACAUUCAGGCAAUCAUGGCAAUGGCGGCUUUCAAAAUGGAGGUUUGACAGUUUUUUCCACAAAAUUGUCAAACUGGUCAUCGGGAAGCUGAAAUGAUUCCUUGAAGAUCAUGGAUUUUCUUCGUAUGUUGCUUGAUAGGGCAAGAACAACUCAGGAUGAUGAAGACUCAAAGUAUAUGGAAUAUAUCCUACGUCAAGAUCUAAUGAAAUAUGGUAAAGAGGGAGAUGGCAUCACUGCAAUCAACGCAGGAUCUACCAGCAUCCCUCCAGAAAGUGGUCGUCAAGAUGAAUAUUUGGGAGAAGAAUCUUUAACAGGCAUUGCGGGUGUUGAGAAUGACAAUGCUCUGAAGAUUUAUCACAGAGGCGAUUCAAGCCCAACACCAUCCAGGGCAUACACAGCAGGUGUCCCAAGCACCGGGCUGGUAACGCAGAACGCACGUACAACUACGGUCCCAAGCACCGAAGCCUUACAUUCCGCAGCACCGAUGAAAGCACCGGAAGUGAAACCUGACGCCGGAGGGUCGAGUCAUGUGGUGCGCGUACCGAUUGCCAGUGCAAUCACCAUCUGCAUCGUUGUAGAGGUUCUUGUCUUUGUCUUUAUGCUCGUCUUUGUGAUCUUCCAAGCAAGGCGGGUCAUGAAACGCAGAGAAGACCAACAGGGGCUAAUCGAUGGCGAUGUGGAGAAAGCGAACAGAAGUGAGGAAUUCUCAUCCGGUGUUAGCUGCAGCACUUCGACGCCCAAUUCCCGCCGAGGGUCGGUCUAUCCAGGAUUGUGCAGCGCCAUCUCGGAAAACCUUCACUGUAUGUUGUCUCCCAUAGAUUCUCCAGGACAGACUAAGCGGUAUACCUUCUCUUGCUCGCCGUGUCCGUCAAUCGAUGUAAAGCCUUAUCAGAUUCAAGGCUGCUUGUCAGAGGAUAAACAGUGUAGCAGCAACUGGCUCGAUUUCUCACCAGAGUCGAAGAGGGCGCUUUACGCCAUGACAAGGUCGCGGUCCACCCCUGAACAUCUCGCCGCAGCCCGGUCAACGAUGAGCUCAUGCAGUGGCGGCACAAUAGAGACCAACAUUGGGAGGAUUGACACCGGGAUUUACAAGCGUGAGGAACUCGCGGCCAAGUUCGUGGGUAAAUGGAAACAGAUCAAGUCUAAAAAGGAAAGCAGCAAGCUGACCUUUAAGGUGACCUAUGAUUCGGAGAUUGAGCUUUUGACCGUAUUCAUCGACAGCGCCCUUAACCUUCCUGAUCGGGUGAAAGAUGGUUACGGGGAUAUUUUCGUGAAGCUUGCUCUCGAUCCCGACCACAAGCGGAGAUCAUUGAACUCGAGUAUUCGUCACGGUACUCGCAAUCCCGAGUUCAAACAGAACUUCGCUUUCCGGAUCGCAAGUGGUGCUGUCAGUGAGAUGUGUAUCAAGUUUACCGUCUGUGAAUACGACCAGUACUCCCAUCCCAUCGCAAUAGGUCGAGUCGACUACGCUCUAUCCGAACAUGACUUUAACCAGGGAGCUGACGCCAACGUCAUCCAACGUGAACUUGAUAAACCAGACAAGGAAGGGGUGGAAGCAACGACGGGGGAUCUUAUGAUUUCACUGACCUAUUUACCGAAUGCAGAGCGCGUCAACCUCAUCAUCAUGAAAGCACGGAACGUACGACUACCAGAGUGGGGAGACCAGGAAGUAGGACGAUCAAUUCUUGACACGUUCGUAAAGAUCACCAUCAUGCGAUGCGGCAAGGUCAUGAAACACAAGAACACCAAGGUAGUCCGACGCUCGUGCUCACCGGUUUUCAACGAAGCUUUCUCCAUCGACCGAAUGCGCCUCUCGGAAAUGCCCGAAUGCUGUUUCGUCCUCUCGGUCUGCGUUCGGCUCAAUCAUUUCCGAAGUCACCGUUCCCUUGGUCGAUGCGUCGUUGGCGGGAAGGACUGCGCCGUCGGUGACGGGUUGGCGCACUGGAACGAGAUGUCAGAUUCUCCACGUAGCAUUGUAGCCAGAUGGCACAAGAUUCAGCCCUAAUCCACAACUAAAUUUGGCCCUAUCUUUCUUAUACGUCUAGUAGAUUCUAGACCUAAUAGACCUACUUUGAACUUAUGGCAUUUAGAAUAUUUGCAUAUAAAAUUCAGAUCGAACGUUUAAUGAGUUUAAGAGCUUAAUUUUCUUAAUUAGGGGGGGGGGGGGGGGUCGACGCAUGAAAUAACAAUCUGUUACCAAUUUGUGCUCAAUCGUUUCCGCUUCAAAUAUCAUAUAUCAUUACAUUAGAUAAAUCAAAUGAAUUUAGUAUUGAUGAUAUUUUCCAGAUUUAAAACGCCAUUAAAAUGUUGACUGUCAAUAAAAUCCCUUUCUGGCUUCCAUACAAAGCGAAAUGAACAAGCUACCUGAGAAAUAUUAUAGUCAACUACUGGCAUGGAAAAUGGUACGCACUUGCCGGUACACUCAGGGGCUACGCCAAGCAAGGGGAUGGCGGGGGGGGGGGGGGGGGUGAGAAGGUCGCCUUGCACCUUCUAUCAUAUAUCCUUGCGUCGCCCCUAUGUGCAUUGCUUUAUAAACGUUUAAAUCCGUACAAAAGGAUCAUAAUCAUGCCUCGUAUUGACAUUCAGUGCUAUGCUCAUUAUUUUAUUAUAGGUUGAAAAUGUGCCCUCGCUUUCGCGAAUACAUGUAUUCGCCAUUAUUUUGGUAACUAUAUCAGUCAUUUGUUGAAUAAUAUUAAUAAUAAAAAACAUGUUCUUAGAUCAUGAAGAUAUUUAAUAAUUUAAUACUACUUUCUAAUGAUCAGAUUGAACUCAUAUGCUGACGUUGGGUACCAUAAAUAUAAUUUGCCUCCGAUCACAGAUUAUUGUUAGAUUUUGAUACUGAGGUUAUAGUAUAGAAAGUGCUAUACACUUACAAAUAUGAAUUAAAAUAUAUUUGAUAUGCCUGAA
Lytechinus pictus (painted urchin) is the source of this 2912-nucleotide messenger RNA. Its product is annotated as synaptotagmin-6-like. Gene Ontology annotation, cellular component: exocytic vesicle; plasma membrane. The record is from RefSeq and is a predicted model, not a curated record. The transcript is spliced from 7 exons. NCBI's taxonomy places the organism in Eukaryota, Metazoa, Echinodermata, Echinoidea, Temnopleuroida, Toxopneustidae. Gene Ontology annotation, molecular function: calcium-dependent phospholipid binding; clathrin binding; SNARE binding. Gene Ontology annotation, biological process: calcium-ion regulated exocytosis; regulation of dopamine secretion; regulation of calcium ion-dependent exocytosis. Bases 115 to 2010 code for a protein of 631 amino acids.